This is a messenger RNA of Batrachochytrium dendrobatidis JAM81, 657 nucleotides long. RefSeq lists its product as uncharacterized. The transcript is spliced from 2 exons. The coding region runs from base 1 to 657 and encodes 218 amino acids. The record is from RefSeq and is a predicted model, not a curated record. NCBI's taxonomy places the organism in Eukaryota, Fungi, Chytridiomycota, Chytridiomycetes, Rhizophydiales.
AUGGAAAUAGAAACUCACUUUGAUGGAGAAUUGGAUAGCAAAAGACCACUUGACGAUGUUUCAACACUAAUUGCAGCCUUUCAAGCAAGACCAGGUGGUACUGGACAAGGCGUCGCUAGUUCAGUGUCAGGAGCGUCAGUGGGUGUGAAUAUCAGACUGGUUUUGGGGGAACUUGAAGAAACUACAAAUCCAUCGCUUUCAAAUUAUUGCCACAUUGCCGAUUCUUUAAAAAACGACAACUGUGUCGUGCAAAUCGUAAAUACUCUCCUUUCAGUCACAGCUGGAGAACUUUCCGAGUCGAACUUCACAAACUUACCACUCACGUUUCUCAAAGGCUCGUCUGGCUCAGGAAAGAGUCAGAUGGGCUUUAAUAUCAAAGCCAAUAUCGGUAAUAAGAGGAGAGUGCACUAUUUCCUGUUUGAUCCUCCUAGCUCAACAUCACAGGAUAUUUACCGCAAUUUCCAAAACAUUUCAAAGUUGUUCAGCAAGUGUUAUGUGGCGGAUGAGCACAUGUAUAGCUCUGAAGCUUCGUCUCCAAGCUGUGGCUCGUUGUUCAAAGAAAGUCUAUAUAUUUAUGGAUUUAUUUUUAAAUUGCUAUCCGACGAAACUCAAUCAUCCACGAUCAGUAUUGAUUCAAAGACUGACAAAGAUGUUUGA